This is a messenger RNA of Alosa sapidissima (American shad), 1806 nucleotides long. RefSeq lists its product as uncharacterized. The transcript has 7 exons. NCBI's taxonomy places the organism in Eukaryota, Metazoa, Chordata, Actinopteri, Clupeiformes, Clupeidae. The record is from RefSeq and is a predicted model, not a curated record. Gene Ontology annotation, biological process: negative regulation of T cell proliferation; cellular response to lipopolysaccharide; T cell costimulation. Gene Ontology annotation, cellular component: external side of plasma membrane. Bases 1 to 1806 code for a protein of 601 amino acids.
AUGAACAUUGACCCUGGCUCUGCUGCAGACGUCCUGUCCCGGCCCAGAGACGCAGAGGUGGUGUGUGCGUUCCAGGAGGACUGUGUGUUGCCGUGCAGGUUCCUGCAGGGGGGCAUGGUCAUCCACUGGUACAAGCAGCAGAUCCCGGUGCACAGCUACUACUACCACAAGGACCAGCUGCGGCUACAGAACAAGCACUUCAGCGGACGCACGCACCUCUUCAACGCACACAUCGCCAACGGCAACGCUUCACUCAUGCUCCGGAGGGUCAAGGUGCAAGACCAAGGCCGUUACAAGUGUUUUACCAGCACCCGCAAGGACAGCCAGGAGACCUUUGUUAACCUCCGGGUCAAAGCUCUGAUCUCACUGGUGAGGAUGGAGAUGACCAAUGAGUCAGUGAGCUGCCAGUCGCAGCACAUCUACCCCGCCCCUGAGGUGUGGUGGUCCACGGACCCGGCCCUCCCUCCACACGCCCUGGUGAACUCCACCCGCACCACGCCAGACUCCAGAGGCCUGUUCACAGUGGAGAGCUCUGUGGGGAUUGUGGGUAAUGUCUCCGACUACACCUACUUCUGCUCCGUCGUCUCGGCAGAUGGGGCUCAGGUGUGGACGGUCUCACACAGACAGCAAGCGGAUAUUGUGGACGAGUCUGGAGGAAGCGUGCUGGUGCCCUGUGUGGCUCCAAAGGACUUCACGCUCCAGAACUUCACGCUCUCCUGGACCUUCAGUCCCAGCAGUGACCCCAGUGUUGACCCCAGCGCUCUCCUGACCUACGACAGUCGCACGCGGCAGACCAGCAUGCCCUCGGAGGGCGUGGAGCUGGACCAGGAGCAGGUGCUGCUGGGAAACGGAUCCCUCCGCCUACUGAGUCCAGAGAGCGCGGAGAACACGGGUCACUACACCUGCACCUUCUCCGCCCUCCAGACCAGACACCUGGUCCAGACCUGGGUCAACAUCACCGACAGGAGUGCAGACGAGGACCACCGUGUGUGUAAGAGGUCCUGGUGGGGGACGGCCGCCUCCAUCUGUGUGUUUGUUGUCACCAUGGCAGCAGGAGUGACCCGCUGCUUCAGGAUGGGAGGAAGCCCAUCAGGACAUGCAAACGGAGGCAAGCUGGUGAAGAUCAGCAUGUCUCAAUUAGAUGUGCCCAUGCUGGCUCUCCCUGGCACAGAUGCCACUGGGUCGGAUGGUUCUGCUCUGAAUGACGGAGGCGGUCUCCGACUCCACGCAGCCAGAGCUGACCAACAUAUCACCCAAGGACACACAGACCGCGGCUCUGGCGACUUCCAGAGACAUCCGAUCCCUGAGUGUGGCGCUGCAGAAAUAGAGCCAUCAGGAGGUGAUGACCCAGGAGAGUUUCUGAGAGGAAGUGAUGUAACAAUCCCUCCGGAGUUUGGAACUGAUUGGCCAGACCCGCCUGUGCCAGGAUGUGAUGCCGGAACGCCAUGCGCACCAGGAAGUGAGUCAGUUGGGCCAGGUCCAGGGGACAGUGACCCAGCAGUCCCUCAGCACACUGGAGGUGGUGAGUCAACACCACAGGUAACAGGAAAUGAUGUCACAACACUUCACACAACAGGAAAUGAUGUGCUAACUCCUGGCAUGCCAGGACAGGUGAUGGUGAUCCACUGCGAAGCAGAAAGAGCUCCGAAAGACCAGACGCAACGACUCAGCUCCGCAAACUCUGACUCAUACUUCCUGAAGCUGGCUCUCUUUCCCUCCCGUAAAGACAUCAUUCCCAACAUCCUAGAGGGCGACGACAGCGUCUUCAUCGUUCCUGAGCAGUUUCAAAUCAACGGGUUCAGGUGA